AUGAAAGGUGUGUCGCUGGCAUUCCGCUUGUGCAUCUUCUGGCUGUUGGUACUGAAGCUUCUGCUACACCUCGUGGGAACCCACGCAAAGAGAAACACUCUCCCAAGCGAGAGGUACAAAAGCAUCUUAACAAAUGAAUCUUAUAUAUGUCGUGGGAAUAGGAGAGGGGGAGGAAUUCCUUUGAAUGGUCAUGGAGAAGGGCGGAGGAAAAACUGGGGAAGCAAAGCCCACCCAUAUGGUUACCUCUUCAGUAGGGCCAUUUCCAAAGCGUAUAGGAAUGGAGGCCGCGCGGCAGGAGGAGAUGAGGACGGGGAGCAAGGGAGAAGGAUGAAGAAGAAGAACAACACACUAUACGCAGAAAAUUACAAAAUAAGUUUGACCGACAAACCCAUCAUCGAAGAGGUACCUAGAAAUGUGAAGGGAAGAAUAAAUGAAUGGAUACCCGAAUUUGAUGAAGAUAAUAAAUUAGGUUUUUUUCCAAUCCUGUUGGAGGAAAUGUCUAAUGAACCAUCUCCACUUCAAGUAGGGUUCGAAGAUUAUAUGCAAUUCAAUGGUGAAAAUGUAGAAAGCAUUUUUAAAAAUAUGACUAGGGAAGUAACCCUAAAUGGAAAUAAAACCAAAAUUUUUGGUAUGUGUUUUUUUAAUCACAAAACAGGAGUUCUGGCUCCAUUAGCAGUGUAUGCAGAAAUAAAGGAUGUUACAAAAGUAGGAAAUAAUUUAGCUGUUAAGGGGAUAGUACGGGGUCGAAUUAUAAUUGACGAUAUUAUUGCUCAGGAUCCAUGCAUAUUAGGCAAGAUAUCCCCAAUUGAGGAUAAGAAGGGCUUAUCUGAUGGAGAGGAGAGCUUAAAAAUGGUGGACGAAAUUAUUAGGAUUCAUUCUCAGUGCACAAGUAUGGAGUCUCAACUGAUGGAGCAACUUGAUCAGUCAUAUGCUUCUAUGAAUAUUAAGUUAAGAAAUGAUUUAAAAGAUUCCAUAGAUGCAAAAUUGGAGAAAUUUCAAAUAGAUCCUUCUGAUCCUGAACAAAGACAAGCUUUCGUCCAAAUUGCUUCUUUUGCUGCUUUUGAUUUUCACCUUAUGAUUGUUGAUAGGUAUGAUGCCUUGAUGUUGCAGAACUCGGAAGACAGACUCAGAUUCGUCCGAGAUAAGAUUAGACAGAAGCAGAAGCAGCUAGCUAUUAUUAAAAACACUCCCAAGGAGAAGCUCCAGGAGAUCCUCGAGCAAGUGCAGACUCUUAAAAAUCAAGGAGCCCCAGGCGCGAAUUAUAAUGCCCCCCCUGGAGAGGCAGCUACGAGGGGCGGCUUAUGA
Molecule: messenger RNA, 1305 nt
Organism: Plasmodium fragile
Lineage: Eukaryota; Apicomplexa; Aconoidasida; Haemosporida; Plasmodiidae
Exons: 1
Coding region: 1-1305 (434 amino acids)
Source: RefSeq, a predicted model, not a curated record